AUGUCUUCUUCACCAUUGAGAGCUUCAAUUAUAGUAAGUGCUAUAGUAUUCACAGCUAUUGGAAUGGGUCUUUCAAUUGCUGGAUUAUUAAGUCCUUCCUGGCAGGUAGUUAAUUUGCAAGAAUAUAAUUCUGUCCACGAACACGGACUUUGGCUUGACUGUAUUAGACAUAUGAGGGAUGUUACUGGAGUAUUGUUAAGGAGGUAUUCUGGGACUUUUGAUAUUGAAGAUGAUAAUUCUCCUGUUGGGGAAGUUAAUAGACAUAAAUUUUAUGGAUGGCAUACAGCAACCCUUAUAAUGAUUAUAAUAGCCUUGAUCACAGGCUUUUGUUCAAUUUGUAUAGGUGCUUGUAGUUGUGCUAUUCCGUCAUUAACUUUGAUUUUUACGACUACAAUUUUAUUAACUAGUAUGAUCUUUUAA
This is a messenger RNA of Meloidogyne enterolobii, 420 nucleotides long. Lineage: Eukaryota; Metazoa; Nematoda; Chromadorea; Rhabditida; Meloidogynidae. The record is from the annotation of a GenBank genome assembly.